Molecule: messenger RNA, 8674 nt
Organism: Globicephala melas (long-finned pilot whale)
Lineage: Eukaryota; Metazoa; Chordata; Mammalia; Artiodactyla; Delphinidae
Gene: INPP4B
Product: inositol polyphosphate-4-phosphatase type II B
Cellular component (GO): cytoplasm
Molecular function (GO): phosphatidylinositol-3,4-bisphosphate 4-phosphatase activity
Source: RefSeq, a predicted model, not a curated record
CGCCCCGCGCCCUGCGCCGCCGCCGCGCCGCCGGCUCGUCUCCUCCGGGUUCCCAGCCCCGGGUGCUGAGGCUCCGGUCUAUAUAUAGCAGGUUACAGCUCCCGCUGGCGCGUACAAGCUCACCCGCGAACGCCGGAAAGUCAGGCUCAAAGUGCUGCUGCCGCUGCCGCCCCCUACUCCGCCUCCGGGAGAGAACCCAAAGAAAUGGUGUCACCUGGCAAGAGAUCUGCUAUCCUUUAUGAAAAAUCAGACCAAGAGCUCUGAAAUCAGCAAGGCAGUAAUCAAAGAGCAGAACUGUUUGAGGAAUACCACAAGAAAGCAGAAUUUCAGAGUGGGAUAUCAGGACUUUAGUGUGAAGAUACAUCUGUAUUAAACCAGGUAUCAUUGGCAGUGACAUUUGUGCACAAAUAUUUGGAAGAUUUAAAGAACUGUGAAGGUUGAUCAUGGAAAUCAAAGAGGAAGGAGCAUCAGAAGAAGGCCAGAACUUUCUGCCCACACCCCAGGCAAAUGAUACUGGGGAAUUUCAGUUCACAAGUAUUCAGAAGACUCCAAAUGAACCUCAGCUGGAAUUCAUCCUUGCAUGCAAGGAUCUUGUGGCUCCCGUGCGUGAUAGGAAGCUGAAUACACUGGUGCAGAUCUCAGUAAUCCACCCAGCGGAGCAGGGUCUGACAAGAUACUCCAGCACGGAAAUUGUGGAGGGAACAAGAGACCCACUGUUCUUGACUGGUGUCACAUUCCCAUCUGAGUAUCCCAUCUAUGAGGAGACCAAAAUAAAACUAACAGUCUAUGAUGUCAAGGAUAAGUCUUAUGACACUGUUAGAACAAGUGUCCUCCCUGAACAUAAGGAUCCCCCGCCAGAGGUUGGGCGAAGCUUUCUGGGCUAUGCCAGUUUUAAAGUCGGAGAUCUACUGAAGUCCAAGGAGCAAGUGCUGACCCUGAGCCUGAGAACUUCAGAUGGUGGCAAGGUUGUUGGCACCAUACAAGUCAGUGUCGUGAAGAUGGGGGAGAUUGAGGAUGGGGAAGCCGACCACAUCACGACAGAUGUGCAGGGACAAAAGUGUGCACUGGUAUGUGAAUGUACAGCCCCAGAAACUGUGAGCAGAAAAGAUAACCUACCUUUUUUGAACGCAGUGUUAAAGAACCCAGUGUGUAAAUUAUAUAGAUUUCCCACAUCUGACAAUAAGUGGAUGCGAAUCCGGGAGCAGAUGUCAGAGAGCAUACUUUCUUUUCAUAUUCCUAAGGAAUUGAUCUCUCUUCAAAUCAAAGAAGAUUUGUGUAGAAACCAGGAGCUAAAAGAACUUGGUGAGCUUUCUCCACACUGGGACAAUCUACGAAAAAAUGUCCUUACUCACUGUGAUCAAAUGGUGAAUAUGUACCAAGACAUUCUGACAGAACUCAGCAAGGAAACAGGGUCCUCUUUCAAAUCAAGCAGCAGCAAAGGAGAGAAAACAUUAGAAUUUGUUCCGAUAAACCUACAUCUGCAAAGAAUGCACGUACACAGCCCUCACUUGAAAGAUGCUCUCUACGAUGUCAUCACUGUGGGAGCCCCAGCUGCGCAUUUUCAGGGAUUUAAGAAUGGUGGUCUUCGGAAACUACUCCAUAGAUUUGAAACGGAAAGAAGAAAUACUGGAUACCAGUUUAUUUACUAUUCACCUGAAAACACAGCCAAAGCAAAAGAAGUUCUCAGCAACAUCAAUCAACUACAACCUCUUAUAGCAACCCAUGCAGACCUACUGCUUAAUUCUGCAAGCCAGCAUUCUCCAGACAGCUUGAAGAAUUCUUUAAAGAUGCUUUCAGAAAAAACAGAGCUUUUCGUACAUGCCUUCAAGGAUCAGCUGGUCAGAAGUGCCCUUUUAGCACUUUACACUGCCAGGCCAGGAGGUGUCCUUAAGAAGCCGCCCUCUCCUAAGAACAGCACAGAGGAGAGCAGUUCCCAGGACCCACCCCCGCCGAUGAGAAGGCAGGACUCCAUACCGCAUCAUUCGGACUACGAUGAGGAAGAGUGGGAUAGGGUGUGGGCCCACGUGGGCAAGAGCCUGAACUGCAUUAUUGCUAUGGUGGAUAAACUGAUUGAAAGAGACGGCAGCAGUGAAGGAGACGAUGGCAGCGGCAAAGAUGGAGAAAAGGGCCAUUCUCUAGGGGACUCCGUGAUAACUCAUCCACAGGAGGACUGGUAUGAACAGUUGUAUCCCCUCAUCCUCACCCUGAAGGACUGCAUGGGAGAAGUGGUGAAUCGAGCCAAGCAGUCCCUGACGUUCGUGCUCCUUCAGGAGCUGGCCUACAGCCUUCCCCAAUGUUUGAUGCUGACGCUAAGAAGAGACGUCGUCUUCAGCCAAGCACUUGCUGGAUUGGUCUGUGGUUUUAUCAUCAAACUGCACACAAGUUUGUAUGACCCUGGCUUCCUUGAGCAGCUUCACACGGUGGGAUUGAUAGUACAAUAUGAAGGACUGCUAAGUACAUAUAGUGAGGAAAUUGGAAUGCUGGAGGACAUGGCCGUUGGUAUUUCAGAUUUGAAGAAAGUCGCUUUUAAAAUAACUGAAGCCACAUCCAAUGAUGUCUUGCCAGUUAUAACAGGAAGGCGUGAACAUUAUGUGGUGGAGGUGAAGCUUCCAGGCAGAAUGUUUGAGUCCCUGCCUCUACAGAUUAAAGAAGGACAAUUGCUUCAUGUGUAUCCAGUACUUUUUAAUGUUGGAAUCAAUGAACAGCAAACUCUUGCUGAGAGGUUUGGAGAUGUCUCUUUGCAAGAAAGUAUUAAUCAGGAAAAUUUUGAACUUCUGAAAGAAUAUUACACGGUAUUUAUGGAAAAGAUGCCUCCCGAUUACAUUUCACAUUUUCAAGAACAAAAUGAUUUAAAAGGAUUACUAGAAAAUCUCCAGCAAAAUAUUCAAGCCAAAAAGAGAAAGAAUGUAGAAAUCAUGUGGCUGGCUGCAACGAUUUGUCGCAAACUAAAUGGCAUCCGUUUCACCUGUUGUAAAAGUGCCAAAGACAGGACGUCGAUGUCAGUGACACUUGAACAAUGCUCAAUCUUGAGGGAUGAACACCAGUUACACAAGGACUUCUUUAUCCGAGCACUGGAUUGUAUGAGAAGAGAAGGCUGCCGCAUAGAAAAUGUACUGAAGAAUAUCAAAUGCAGGAAGUAUGCUUUCAACAUGCUACAGCUGAUGGCUUUCCCCAAGUACUACAGACCUCCAGAGGGGACUUAUGGAAAAGCUGACACCUAAGUUUACCAACAUGUAAAUAAACAGGAACACAAAUACGCUUCCGCUGGAUAAUCUCUACCUUUUUUACGUUUUCAUUGUCAUGAAUUUGUGGAGGGAGGUGAUCAGGGAUAUUUGCCCAAAUCUAGGAAUUACUUGAAUUAGUUAUCAGCAUAUGACUCUGAAAGAAAUCCAUUAAACAAACCUUAAAUCAUAUCGCGUUUCUAGGUCUAAGCUUGUAUUGAUUCUCGCUGGUUGAGAUCAGCUCAGAAAGUGUACAUUUCAUUCAUGGGGUAUUUUAAUGAAAGACAUUCUGAGAAAAGCUAGGUCGCUACAGGGGACCUGGGGGUGAUUCAGAGAGUGGCCUUCUCCACUCCAAAGCUAUGAUAGAGUGUAAAGGGAAGAGAGACUUUGAGAUAUUAUUCCAUAGCCUUUCUCACAAAUAACCUGAGAGCCCAUUUCUGGGCUUUAGAAAAUAUUUUUCUAGUUACUUGAGACUAGGGAGAGUUAACUCAUGAUUUUGACUACAGAAGCAGUUUAUGUGUGCUUGUAAGGACUUGUGUCAUCCAGUGGAGGUGUGACAGGUCCUCCUAAACACGUAGAUGGACAGUGUUAGUAAAGCAGUAAAAAUACUUUUCAAAAGUAUAGUAUCUUCUCAAAACUCUGACUUAGGUUCGAUGGCCCCAUCAGCCUUAACUUUAUGUAGUCAAGUUCAUGAAAAACUGUAAAAUAUCUUUGAGGUGUUUUCUAGCAGUCAUCUUGGUAUAGAACGUAGAUGGUGUAAGUAUGCAUUGUCUAGCAUAGAUUAGUAUACGUGAAUAAACCUUUUAAAACAUAGGCCACCAUAACUAAUGAUAAACCAAAACAAUUAUUUCUCUUAAAUAGAAUUUCACAUUUGCCCUUACUUAGUAAAAUAACACUGAAAGUUUUCCAAAACUCCAAAUCAGAAGUUGCCUUAGAGAUCAUCAUGUAUAACACCAUUAUAAAUGGCUAAAUUAAAGCACAAGGAAGAUAUACCCCCAGUUACCCAGCUAGAUAAUUUUAGAACCCUGGUUACAAUCGCUUCUUACCUUCUUAGCUUGUGGCUUGUCUGUUCUCUAAAUUGCCGCACUAAAUAUAUACAUGCAGAUUUGGGAAGAAUGCUAGUUAGUUAAAUAGAAAUUGGCAUUUACUGCUGGAAUUGAAGCUUGGAGUAUAAGGGUCUGAACAAAUGAGAUUCUUUUUCUCCAAAUUUUAAGAAUCUAUUCUUUUUCCUUUCUCAUCAGAGGAGCAUGCCAUCCAGAGCAUAAAUCUCCCUUGGAAAUGCCAGAGGCCUGUUCCACUGACACUUCUUAGCUGUGACCACAUUCAAUGGAUGAUCUUAGGGGCUUUCCAUAGCUGAUGUAAUAGCUCCUCCACGAAGAUGCCUGUUGAAAUGAGAAUUCCAAACAUAUCUCUAGGCUCAUAUUAGGUUUUUCAAAUUACUGCGUUUUAGAUAACGCUUUGGGGCUUUUAAUGCCAGUAUUAUUAAUCUAUUAUUUUAGUUAAGGACUUGUGGGCAUUAUACUUGAGGCAGGUGUCAAAACUAUUUACAGCCUUUUUCAUAAGAAGAUGCUGUGUACCGUGGAUCUAUUCAUGGACAGGUUAUCUUGGUGUUCUCCUUUAUGCCUCGUUCUUCAUUUCACUGAGUAAAUAUAAUCUUUGAAUUGUUCAAUUUCAUUUGAAAAUGGUAGCAUUUGUGAUUAUUUUCAUUAUCCCACUGGAUUUAAGGUACAGAGGUUGGGAUGACAGAGGUUUCCCUGAAUAACUGUGAAGCCUCAUUCAGUAUAUCAAAUGGUAGUCUGAGUUCCAAGAUAACUUAGCUGAUUUACCAUCUUGUAAAUAUUCUUAUAAACAAUAGCUUUUUGUUUGUAUUUUUAAGAAUGAAACCUCUUGACUCAAAUAUGGAAAAAAAUAUUAACUACAAAGCCAACAGUAGAGUUUUGGGAAGACAUUUCAAAGACCUUUUGCUUCUUUAUUAAGUACUCAUAUAAAAAUUCUAAAAGAGUAGAGCUGACUGUAAUACAAAUGCAUGUAAGUUCUCAUUUAUUAUUAGCAUAAUCAUCUGCAUUUCCCUACUGGAAGCUUAUAUUUGUGCACACUUCUAAAAGUGGAUUUCAUCCAGAAAAUUUUUGUUUCUUAUUGACAACAAUGUUGCUCCUUUCCUGAGAGGUAUUCCAAGUAUCCUUGGAAAACUACUUCAUUAUUUCUUAAAUUAUGAACGCUUUCUAAAUCAAAGGAAAAAUAUGAAACAAAAAGUUUUAAAAUCUCUUUUGUACAAACACAGGCUCAGUCAUGCUUUUCUAUCUUCAUUUUCGUUUAAAACAUGCACCAAUCAUUCUAUUUUAAAGGAUCACGUUGAGUCAGAAACUGAACCAAGAAAGUAACAUUUCCAAACAAGACAAUUUUUUUGGUUCAAAAACAUGUUUGCCCUCUGAUAUCCUUAAAUGUAGAUAAAAAUUCUGUAUUUGCUAUUUACAAAGUCCUAUAGAAAACAUAUUUAAAAACAAGGGAAGGUGGAAUCCUAAUUAUGUUUGGCCCAGUGACCAAAGAUCCAGAGCCUGAAAAUGUCCUACAAAACAGCUGAACAUUAAAGUUUGAAAUAUUUUAUUGAAUCAGACCCACAUUUUAGAUGCACCCAUUCAUUUAUUUCUUGUGUGGUUGUUUCUUUCUUGUAAAUAUUGCCUUGGGUUUUGUCUACACUCUGCCCAAACAAUCCUUUGAUGUAAAUAGUUUGGUCAAUCCAAUAACCCAGUGAGUCAGAGCAACCAUCUGAUCCUGCUUACAAAUGGUACUGAAAUGACCAACUGCCCAGUUAGAGCAGGAGCCCAGGUAACUAACCUCUAGUCCUUACUUUAUAAGACUAACACCUCUUCUUCUGAGGAACUGUGAAGUCUUAAAAGCUAGCAUCUGGUUGAAGGAUACUUCCCUUUUUCUUUCUCUCAGCUAACUAUAGUAUUUUGCACAGAAUAAGAUGGUGGAAAAGAAAAAGAUUUGUGUAGAGCCAUGCUUUUCUUCCCAAGCAAAUCAAACCCCCUCCUAUGUCAAGUUAGAUACGUGCCAAGAGGAGGAUAACAGUGGUGUGCUGGAAAGUGGCUCAUGCUGACUUAUGAUAGCUAUCACUAAAUUCUGUAAGCCAGUUGUGAAAACACAGCCAUCAUUAAAUAUUAAACUAUAAAAUACAGUUGAAUAGAUUUUAUUAAAAACAAAGGUAAUAAUCAAAACUUACCGAUUCCUAAUUGUUUUAGUACAUUUUACUAUUGACCUCUGCCCUCGAGGUUGUUUAUGUCAAUUGUAUCUGUCCAGUGGAAACACAAUAUUAUAAUAUGCUAACUGUGCCUCUCUCUCUUCCUGACCCCACAUUCAGUAACAUCACAUCCCUAGCUUGAAAUUGACUACAGUGAGAGUUACACCACAGAAACUUCCAAAUGCUACCAACCCAUACUUUUAACUCCUGGAAAGCCAGUUGUCAAACAAUUACCAGCACAUAACUGAAUGCCGCCAUCACUUUUUCUCCAGAAAAUAACCAAUAAUGGGAAGCAGUAUUAAAUUACUAGAAUGAUAUAAAAUGCAAUCACUCAUCUUCAGAUGGCUACAAUUUUGAUUUGGUUUUUACCCUCUUUAAAGACUCCUAUUAGACUAUAAGUAAUAUUUGAUGUUUAUAUUUUAUUCAUAAUUAAAUCAUUUAAUCAUAACGAUGUGUUUUAAAAACGUCUCUCUCUAUGAUGUUCUGCAAGAGGAACCUCAGCAAUGCAGCUUUAGUGUACGUAAUAACUUCAGGCUAAAUUCAGGGAAAUGGUAGCCUAAUUAGUGUAUCACUAAAAAUGUGCUUCAGUAUCAAUUUUUAAGUUUAUCAGUUUAGCAUUAGCUAAAAGAAGAAAAACAGUAACAUAUUACCAUGCCCAGAUUCUAAUAAAUAUAGCUCAAUUGAAAGCCCAACUGUUAGAUUAAACAAGUGAAACUCUGGCAGCAUACUAAUUCACACAGAUGUUUUAGGUGUUUGAUUUCCAAACAGGAUGGUCUAUCCAUGAUUUAGUUCAAUAGACAGGGCACCUUUUGUAAUCUUUUGAGAAAUAAAUUAACUCUUAUCACCAUUUAAGAAACUGGUCUGAGAAAAAAACUGAUCAUCAGUUGCAGAGGGAAGCAAACAUAUUGAACACAAGGCAUCCCAAGUAGCUGGAGGCUUCACAAAUUAUGUGCUGCUGAAGAGAAUGAUUUGCUGAGAGUUGUAUAGUGGAUUGACAAUUUCAGGUGAAUUCACAGAUUCACAUUCAUUUAGCCCAGCUGUAAUCGGCAAGAGCUAUGCCCUUUCCCCCCCAUAUUUAUGUUUCAUUGCUUUAUAAACAAAGUACUGAUGUAUUAGAGCUUUUGUUUCUUUGGAAGAUUUAAGUUAGAACUUUUCCAAACAGAUGCUAUCUCUAGCAAAGACUGUCUUUAAGAACAGAAAAAUACAGUUAAUGUUUUAGAUAAAAUAUGGCAGGCCAAUUAGGUAUAAAGGUAAGGUAUGGAAAUUUGGAUUUUUCCUUCCUGAGUCAUAGUGUACAUUAAUCACUCUUUUAAUUUUAUUUCUAAGCAAGUAAGGGGAAUCUAAAACAUUUCUGAUGUCAAAGAAAUCAUAUCAGGCUGUUAGUAACAAGGAGGUAGGAAAAAAUUGUAAAGUCAUAUUAACUUUAAAAAUGUACAUGCCAUUAACUCUGCUGAGUUUGAACUUUUAUAGAUUGCAUGAAUAUUUAGAAUUUUAAAUUUGAAAAGGAAAACAAGACUCACAGUUAAGUAUAAUACCCAGAGAGACUGAACAUUAAAGGAGAGAAGACCUAAUACAAGUGAUGUUGCUUGAUAAACCAUUCUUUUAAGAUGUUGCACUUGCACACACAGUAUGAAUACAUUCACAAUCUUCCUAAAAUCAUCAAAAUUACUCCAAGGCCAUAAAAGGUCACAACUCAGCAGUACAUCUUUAAUGAUGACUUGGUGCGGUUUUAUUGACUAGCAGGCAAUAUUGACUCAAAUAUUGGCAAAAUUGCUCUAUUAUCUUUAUAGUUCUUCUGAUGCUUUUAUAUCGCUAUCAAUAUUAAAAACCAUUUCAUGUCAAAGGGCUUUCCAACUUUUAAAAGGCAGGCUCCAAGUGUUUGUAAAUGUAUAGACACUCCCAUUUUAUGGCACAUGUGCAAUCCUUUGUACACAUAUACUCAUAUGAAGAUUUUAUUAUUUUAUUUAACCUAAUAUCUGAUUUUCAGAUUCUUGCGGUACUUAUCUGAAACAUUGGCAUUUGCUUUAAUGUUAAAUGUAUAUUCCAGAUCAACCAAUAAUGUAUAGUCCCAGGAAAUGAGGCACAAAUAGGUUAGAUCAUUUUCUAUUGGUAUUUGAAGAAAUAUCAUUUUGUUUUAUUGUUCUGUGUAAACCAUAUUCAUUGUACACUGUGUGUAUAUUUUUGUUUAAAUAAAUGUGAUUUUUAUUUUUUA